Molecule: messenger RNA, 279 nt
Organism: Echinostoma caproni
Lineage: Eukaryota; Metazoa; Platyhelminthes; Trematoda; Plagiorchiida; Echinostomatidae
Source: the annotation of a GenBank genome assembly
CUGGUACCUCAUCAAACAUUUCGUAAAAUCCAGAAAGUCCCUGGAAAGAAGAAGCAGCAGCUGAAAUUCACAAUCGGCUGCGCACCAAGGGUUAUCGAUGAAGAUAUCGUCAGCUUCCAUUCAUUUGAGGGUUACUUGAAAGAGCGUAUAAAAGUUAACGGGAAGUUGAAUAACUUCGGAAAAGAUGUGCAUGUGGAACGUGACGACAAUACUAUCAUCGUGACAUCGAAUGUUCCCUUUUCCAAACGGUAUGAGUGGUAUCUCCAAUCGAUUUUUUUU